Messenger RNA from Linum trigynum, 4674 nucleotides. Lineage: Eukaryota; Viridiplantae; Streptophyta; Magnoliopsida; Malpighiales; Linaceae. The record is from the annotation of a GenBank genome assembly.
CUGCCCGUCCGUUGUCGACGUUCAGAGCUGGCGGCUCUCCAUCUCUCACUCCAUCAUCCUCCUCGCAUCUCCUCUGCUCCCGGUCCUCCUCGCAUCUCUUAUGUUCCGGGUGGGGGUUGAAGAUGAGUGAUUCCAAACCCUAGGGAGAGCCCUCGGGUUUAUUAUAUGAUAUAGACAUCAUUCUGUAAAUAACCAAGAAGCUUGGGAUUAGUAUAGAUAGAUUAAAUGUAACUAGGAUCUAAAUGUAAUUUAGCUAGGUUGUUAGGAUUGUAACGAUUUUUCCCUCCUGUAGAACAGAGUAUAAAUUCAGCUAUUCUAGCUGAACUCUGUACGAUUUCUUCAUUCAAUUUAGAGAAACAAGAACUUCAAUCAGCAUACCAUGGUCAGCCGAGCAAACUCUGUUGCUUCUCAUGCUUUUGAAACAACUGAACCAUCAGGUAUUCUUUAUUAUGCUUUAAAUGUUAAUUGUCAUCUACAGAAUAGAUGGAUUCUGGAAACUGGGGCCACAUAUAAUAUUAUCUGUUCUCCCAAACAUUUUUCUUCUUCAAAACCAGUUUCUAACACCUAUGCUCAUAUGCUUGAUGGUAGUAAAGUUUUUGUCACAUCCAUAGGAACUGUCAAAUAUUCAGAACACUUAAUCCUCUUUGAUGUUCUCCUUGUUCCUGCUUUCAAUUUCCAUCUAGUUUCUGUUAGCAGACUAGUUCGCAGCACAACCAUUUGCUUAUGGUUUCAUUAUUCCCUGUGCUGUAUUCAGGCAUACCCCAGUUUGACAAUGAUUGGAACAGCUAGUUUGAUUGAUGGUCUCUACAUCUUACAUCAUCCUUCUCAAACUGCCCACUUACAGCAUAACCUCAUUCUUAACAACACUGAAGCUACCUCUCCUACAAUAGCUUUUUCUAUCUCAAAGAAUUCUAUUGACAUCUGGCAUUAUAGACUUGGUCAUAUUCUAGAUUGUAAACUCAAACUUUUCCAUAGUAUAGAUAGUACUAUCAAUGCUCUUGCUGAUUUUCAUUGUACUUUAUGCCCAAAGGCAAAACAGAAGAGGCUCUCUUUUCCCUCUAGUAUCAGUAAGACAUCAGCUCCUUUUGACAUUCUACAUGUUGAUAUUUGGGGAAAUGCCCCUGUCACCUCCAUUCAAGGUCGUGCUUACUUUCUGACUAUAGUAGAUGAUUUCAGUAGGCAUAUUUGGAUCUUUACAAUGAAAGCUAAGUCUGAAGCACGCCCCAAUAAUCAUCUCAUUCUUUGCUUUUGUUGAAACCCAAUUUCACAGCAAGAUAAAAGCCAUUAGAACAGACAAUGGUCUUGAAUUUCACAUUCCAUAAUUCUAUAAUUCUAAGGGUACCAUUCAUCAAACUACCUGUGUUUACACUUUCCAAUAGAAUGGUAUUGUUGAAAGAAAGCAUCAAUACAUUCUAGCAGUCACUAGGGCUUUACGGUUUCAGGCCUCAUUGCCACCACUGUUUUGGAACUUUGCAGCCAUGUAUGUUGUUCAUAUAAUAAAUAGAACUCCAACUACACUUCUUCAGAACCUUACUCCUUUUGAGAAACUUCAUGGUUCUCCACCCACUCUGAAUCAUUUAAGAGUUUUUGGUUGCCUCACUUAUGCUGAAACUGUUCAGCCAACCAAAACCAAACUUGAUCACAGGUCUAACCCCCGUGUUUUCCUAGGACACCCUCAUGGCACAAAAGGGUUUAGACUGUACAAUUUAAAUACUCACAAUAUUUUCAUAUCAAGGGAUGUUUCAUUUCAUGAAACUAUUUUCCCAUUUCAUCAGUUACCUCAAAACUUGACCCCAUCAGUUCCUCUUCCUGUGUUUCAAGUUAUCUCUUCAGACCUGGGAUUCACAAAAUCUCAUACUAUUCUUCCUAAUCCUAUUCCACCUCAGUAUCCUCCUCAGUUCCAGCAAUUGAUUCAACAGUAUUAGCAUCUGAUUCAUCAGUCCCAGUAACUGAUACAAUAAAAAAUUUAAAUCCUGUUACACAACCUCAGUUGAGAAGAUCCACUAGACAGGUUGUCAAACCAGCUAAACUAAAAGAUUACAAAUGUAAUCUAGUUAGUCAAGCAAACCUACUAUCUUCAGUUACAUACCCCAUACAACAUAUGCUAACUUACAGAUCACUCAGUUCCACUCAUCGUCAUUAUGCAUGAUCAAUUAACUCUGAGUUUGCUUCUCUUGAAAAGACAAAGACUUGGGUCCUUGUUGAUCCUCCACCCAAUGUUCCCAUCAUAGGUAACAAAUGGGUUUUCAUAUUAAAGUUUAAACAUUAUGGAUCAAUUGACAAAUACAAAGCUCGAUUGGUAGCUAAGGGCUACACACAGACUCCUGGCAUUGACUAUCUGGACACAUUUUCUCCAGUAGUUAAAAUGACCACAAUAAGGAUUCUUUUAGCCCUAGCUUCCAUCUAUAACUGGCAUCUUGAACAACUUGAUGUCAACACAGCCUUCUUACAUAGAGAUCUUCAUGAAGAUGUAUACAUGAAGCUGCCUCCAGGCUUACAAGUCCAUCCCUCAGAUAAAAACAAAUUCUGUAAACUCACUAAGUCACUAUAUGGCCUAAAACAAGCCAGUCGCUAGUGGUUUGAAAAACUAGCCACCACUCUGGAAACUCUUGGAUACCAGAAAUCUCAGAGUGAUUACAGUCUCUUCACUAAAUACUCUGGUAAAUCAUUUAUAGCCUUGUUAGUAUAUGUCGAUGACAUUAUUCUUACAGGGAACAACAUGGAUAAAAUCAAGCAUGUCAAACUUCAACUGGACAUUGCUUUCACACUAAAAGAUCUUGGCCCACUGAAAUACUUCCUUGGCAUGGAAGUAUCCAGAUCUGAGACUGGUAUUCAUUUGUGGCAAAGAAAAUACACGUUUGAUCUACUUUCUGAUACUGGUUUUUUGGCAUCAAAACCAGCUACAACACCAUCCAUUCUUGCAACACAUCUUUCUGCUAAAGAUGGCACUAAGUUAGAUGAAGCUGCUCAUUCUAGUUACAUGAAAUUAAUUGGUAGAUUUCAAUACUUAUGCAACACGCGUCCUGGCAUUUGUUACACUGUAAAUUAGCUAAGUUAGUUUGUAGAUUUCCCUACAUCAGCUCAUGAACAAGCUACUCAUAGGCUCCUUCGAUACUUGAAAACCACCCCUGCUCGUGGAUUGUUCUUUCCUUGCAAUUCUUCCACUCGUCUUACUACUUUUUCAGACUCAGACUAGGUUGGCUGCCCUGAUACUCGACCCUCUGUGACUGGUUUUUGUGUGUUUUUAGGCAACUCACUGAUCAGUUGGCGGUCCAAGAAACAACAAACCAUCUCCAGAUCAUCAACAAAAGCGGAAUACAGAGUACUGGCAGACACGUCCCAAGAAUUGCAAUGGAUGACUGCUUUGUUCCAGCAACUCCCGAUCCAACCUGCUCAGCCUUACAUGAUCUACUAUGAUAGUCUCUCUACUGUCAAAAUGACUGAAAACUCUGGUAAGCACGAAAGAACCAAACACAUCGAGGUGGAUUGGCAUUUCACCCGAGAUCAAGUCAAUGCUGGGAAAUUGAAAGUUCAGCACAUAUCGACGACUCUCCAACUUGAUGGUCCUUUCACCAAAGCCUUACCAGUUCAUACCUUUGUUGAACUCAUUUCCAAGCUAAACAUGAAAGCAAUCCAUGCUUAGCUUGCCGGGGGGGGGGGGGGGGGGGUAGAUGAUAUAGGUAUCAUUCUGUAAAUAACCAAGAAGCUUAGGAUUAGUGUAGAUAGAUAACAUUUAGCUAGGUUGUUAGGAUUGUAAUGGUUUUUCCCUCCUAUAGAACAUAGUAUAAAUUCAGCUAUUCUAGCUGAACUCUAUAUGAUUUCUUCAAUCAAUUCAAAGAAACAAGAACUUCAAUCAGAAUUCUAGCAGGGUUGGAUUGAGGGCAAAAUCACAUCCACAAGUUUCCGACAGUGUACGAGGAUCGAUUUGCCAACAAUUUGAGCGAUGCAGAGACCCCAUGAACAGAGGCGUAAGCGGAUUUGAAGUCUUUCUUUAAUGGGUGUCAAGGAUGGACACAGAUUGGAGUGAGGCAGAUUGGUACCUCGUCAUUCCGCCUCCGCUAGAAUUCAUUUGCUUCUGGUUCGAUUGAUGCUGGUGGUGAAGAGGCUGAAGAUCUGGCUCCAUUGAGAACAUAAGAAAAAGAAUUGAAAGGAGAAGAAGGGAUAAAAAAUAGGGAUGGAAGUUUGGUACCGGUAUUUAGGACAUACCGAAUUUAUCACUAUUUGCUAUUACCGAACACCGACUUAUUUUUUAGGGAUUGGGAUUGAGAUUUGGAGUGCUAUUCGGUGUUCGGGAUUACGGUAUUGGGAUCGUUAUAUACCUAAAUACCGAGAAAUACCAAAAAUUGAAAAUUAAUGAAAUAUAGGACACAACCUUCGGUCAUUCCUCACUCUUUCACAAAUUAGAUGCCCUUAUCCAACUCAAUUUUCACUCUCCAGUUUAAGUGACUCUCGUCUCUCACCUAAUCUCUUAUUAUUUUCAUAACACCAAAAGGCAAACACUAGUAUUAGUCGUCUCUCAGCCUCCAAUUCGUCAAAUUAAAGAUUACCAAUGAUAAUAAUGUUAGAUGUCAUCUCUCCUCCAUUCUCUUUAUCCAUAUCCUAGCUCUAGCCAAACUCAAGACUCUUUGCUUAGUCUCUUUACCUUAAAUUAAACAAUAAAAUCUAAUUUUUAUA